CUUCUGGGAAUGUUCUUUAUCCGGCGCACACCAGAAACCAGUUGUACAUGAAAAAAGUGAAGGCUGGAGUCUGUCCACUGGGAGUGGUGAGACUGGUACUCUCCUUUCACUACGUAUCAGAGCUAGUUGUUACCUGGGAGCUCACUUAUGAUUGUUGUGAAGAAGAAAAGUUCUACGCUGCCCGGUAACCAGACUGAACACCCACCAUUAUGAGUGGUCACUAUAGUGGAAGCAAUGGCGACUCGUCCCAUGAGCUCAGGCUUUUUCUUCUGGGGAACAUCGGCUGUGGAAAGACUUGUUCAGCGGACACCAUUCUGAACGAAAAGGCUGCCCUGUCCCAUAGCAUGUCCAGGGGCUUGGUCCAGCGGCAGGGCUUUGUAGAGGGCAGGAGAGUGACUGUGGUGGAGGCCCCGAGGUGGUACUGGAGCGGUGGGCAAAUGGACGAGAGCAUCCGGAAAGAGACAGCAAAAGCCAUGAUGGCGCUGACACCAGGACCACAUGCUAUUCUCCUGCUCAUCCCUGUUUUUCAGUUCACAGAGAUGGAAACUUUGGUACCUGCAGAACUUGAGCGGCUGUUUGGGGAAGAUGUUUUGGAUCACACUCUAGUCUUGUUCACAUGUGGGGACUACCUGAUUGGAAGAUCACUGGAGGAAUACCUCAAGAAGGAGCCCCCAGCUCUGUCACAGAUACUUGAACGAUGUAAUGGCAGAUGUCAUGUGAUCAAUAACCGUAACAGACAAGACAGGCAGCAAGUCACAAAACUUCUGGAUAAGGUGGAUACCAUCGUACAGAGAAACGGCAUACACACCGUAAAGACAGAAGAGGAACGUGAGCUUGAGAGAAGAAUACAAGAAAGAAAACGUGAGCUGAUGGAAAACUACAGAGCUCAAAGAGAAGCUCAGAGACAGAGUAUGAGCGUAGAGUUCGGUAACACCACAGAAACCAAGAACACUGUCAGCUCAGUGACGGAAUGGGCCAGCAGGGGGCAGGACACUAUUGAGGGCAGAGCUGAAAGCAGACAAGUGUCCAAUGGACCUUACUCCACUCCAGUACCAGAACAACAAACUGAGCAGCAGCUGUCAAGGACUCCCAGUUUCAGACUAAAUUCAGAGGGUACUAUUCUCUCAAAAAUGUCUGAAAGCAUAGCUACGCCAAAGAUGACCAGCACUUUUCACCAUAGAAUAAACAGCUUUGAAGAAAGCUCUCCUGAAGUGUCCCCCACCACUUCACCACACUCACCUGCCUUCUCCUCGCCCCCUGCUUCUCCCACUGCUUUUGCAUUUGCUUCUGCCAUGGCUCCAGCGUACGCUAGAUCUGCCUCCCCGUCUGCCUCACAGUCUGCAGAGCUGCGCCUGGUGCUGGUGGGACGCUCCGGAGCAGGAAAGAGUGGUGUGGGGAACUGUAUACUGGGCUAUGAGGCCUUCAGAUCAGACUUGGUUACACAGGACUGUGAGAAGAAGAGGGCAGAAGUCUGUGGGAGAAAG
This is a messenger RNA of Boleophthalmus pectinirostris (great blue-spotted mudskipper), 1484 nucleotides long. RefSeq lists its product as uncharacterized. The annotation marks the transcript as partial. Lineage: Eukaryota; Metazoa; Chordata; Actinopteri; Gobiiformes; Gobiidae. Gene Ontology annotation, molecular function: GTP binding. The record is from RefSeq and is a predicted model, not a curated record. The transcript is spliced from 7 exons.